GUUUGGCGAGAUUUCUUGAGAGAAGGAAAGUUAUCUUCUUGAUGAAGGCGAUCGCCAAGUGUUGUUGAGACUUGAAGAAUUCUGAUUAUUUAUAAUUCAACAAAACAUCAUUGCAAUGAAGUCUGGAAAAUCUUCUUCGCUGAACCCAUAUGCUGAACCAUACAUUCCCCUUUCAAGAAGAAAUGAAGCAUUGAAAGAGAUUGAUUACAAUUUGAUGGGAAAUGAUGAUCUUAAAGAUGUAAACUUGAACCACCACCAGUACCAGCAAACAGCAGCUUUAUUCGAUGGUUCAACAUCCGAAAGCAGCAACAGAAGAAGAAGAAGAAGCGCAAUAGAUGAUGAUAAAGAGACAAAUAUGGAAGAAGAGUUUGAUAUGGGUUUGACAUACCUUGAGAUGAUAUUUCCAGGUAUAUCAGAAGAAUCAUUGGCAGAGGUGUUUUUGGCUAAUAAGGGAGACUUGGAAGCAACUGUUGAAAUGUUAAGGCAGCUUGAGAUGGACAUAGAUGAUUGUUGUGAAUAUCUUCCAGACAGCUUGGAUAUUGGUGAUGUGAUUGAACAACCUAAAUCUUCUAAUUCCCAAGAUGAAAUGGCAGUAGCAAGUUCUUCUUCUUCAAUUAGAUUGGACUCCAAAAGCAAGGAUGAUCCUUAUGUUUGAAUGAUUUUAAUGUAGUUUUGGAGAUUUAGGCAGACACUAUUGGUUUUUGC
This is a messenger RNA of Impatiens glandulifera, 705 nucleotides long. Its product is annotated as polyadenylate-binding protein-interacting protein 5-like. The record is from RefSeq and is a predicted model, not a curated record. NCBI's taxonomy places the organism in Eukaryota, Viridiplantae, Streptophyta, Magnoliopsida, Ericales, Balsaminaceae. Bases 116 to 655 code for a protein of 179 amino acids. The transcript is spliced from 3 exons. Gene Ontology annotation, molecular function: ubiquitin binding.